This is a messenger RNA of Clupea harengus (Atlantic herring), 3833 nucleotides long. It is a transcript of the gene stat2, whose product is annotated as signal transducer and activator of transcription 2. NCBI's taxonomy places the organism in Eukaryota, Metazoa, Chordata, Actinopteri, Clupeiformes, Clupeidae. Gene Ontology annotation, biological process: signal transduction; regulation of DNA-templated transcription. Gene Ontology annotation, molecular function: DNA binding; DNA-binding transcription factor activity. The record is from RefSeq and is a predicted model, not a curated record.
UUUGGUGAGGGCGUUUCUAGGAAAUGCUCACCCGUGGACAUGUUAUUGCAUUAUUUGUCUCCACUGUACGACUUGCUCAGGACAGAGGGAACUUCCCUUCUCUGAUGAACACAUUGAGAAAUUUAGCUUUUUUUUACUACAUUGAUUUGCAACUUUGCGGCUGAAAUUAAACUGAAAUUCAAGUGAUACAGUGACAGUUAGUGAAUAUCUUUACUUGAGUUAGUAUGGGUUGCCGUCGAUACUAUGGAUAGGAAGUGUGAUGUAAACAGAACGGGUGUGAAUAUCCUUGAUUCAGCGUAAAUCAACACAGCCUUGCGUCUUGGCUAACUUGAUAGUUAGUUUUUACAGGUGUAAUUGACGAGUGGGUUGCUGUCUGGUUGCACGUUUCACAAGUCUGCAAGGGACACCUGCUGCUUGUCCAAUCUGGAGGCAUGGCUCAGUGGGAGGGACUGCAGCAGCUGGACCCAAUGUAUCGGCAGAAGGUCCAUGAGCUGUAUGACCGGGAUGAGUUACCAAUGGAUGUGCGCCACUAUCUUGCCACCUGGAUCGAGAGUCAGGAGUGGGAUCGUGCUGCACGGGAUCCAUCCUUGGCCGUGGUCCUCUUUCAGGUCCUCUUGGAGAACCUGGAUAACCAGUACAGCCGCUUUAUGCAGGAAGGGAACGGAGAGAGCUUUGUGCUGCAGUGUAACUUCAGAAAAUUCAAGCAGAAUUUUCAGCGUUAUCAAGAGGAGCCGUAUACACUGGCCAGCACCAUUCAGUGGUUCCUAACCAAAGAGAGAGAGAUUCUACAAAUGGCUGAACUAUCUAAUCAGGUGCAGUCAUUGCAGGUUCAGCAGGAAAACAUGGAGACGGACAACCAAAGGAACAUGCUGAAGAAGUUGGAGGACUUGCGGCAGAGGGUGCAGGUGAUGGACCACACCGUGAAGUGUUUGGAAGAGCAGCAAGACGAGUUUGACUUCAAGUACCAGACCCACAAAAUGGAAGCAACCGUUAGUCAGGCAGAUUUGAAGGUCCUGCAACUGAUGCUCAAUCGCUUGGAUCACUCCCGCAAGUCUCUGCUGUCCGCCAUGACAACUCUGCUGACCGUGAUAGAGGAGGUGGUGUCAGUGCUGGUGGAGGAGGAGCUGGUGCAGUGGAGGUGGAGGCAGCAGAAGGCCUACAUCGGAGCCCCCGAAGACUCAAGUCUGGAGAAACUUGAGGAAUGGUUCACAUCUCUGGCUGAGGGUAUGUUCCAAGUGAGAGAGUUCCUGCAGAAGCUUGAGGAGUUGUCUGGAAAAGUGACCUAUGAGAGGGAUCCCGUGAUUUCCCAGAAGUCUUUGCUGCAGCAACGGGCUGACAGCAUCCUUACCACUCUGCUCAAGAGUGCUUUUGUGGUGGAGACUCAGCCCUCCAUUCCACAGGGGAAGGGACCUCUAGUGCUGCGCACUAGUGUUCAGUUCUCUGUCAAAACCAGGUUCCUUGUGAAGGUCCCAGAACUGAACCACUCCAUGCAGGUGAAAGUUACUAUGGACAACGAUGCUCCUCAGGUGAAAGGAUAUCGGAGGUUCAAUGUGUUGGGAACGUCGACUAAGGCCUUGAACAUGACUGAGAGCCUGCAGGGAGGCAUGGUGGCCGACUUCAGACACCUGACGCUCAAGGAGCAGAAAGUGGGCGCAGGAGGGAAAGGCAUCAGCGAUCUCUCUCUAAGUGUUACAGAGGAGCUCCAUGUCAUAAACUUUGAGACAGAGUUUAACCUUCAUGGCCUUUCGUUAAAGCUAGAGACAUGCUCUCUUCCAGUAGUUGUGAUCUCUAACUCCAGCCAGCAACAAAGUGCCUGGGCUUCUGUGCUGUGGUUCAACAUGCUUUGCCGUGACCAUAAGAACGUGCUGUUUUUUGCGAACACAACACCAGCACCUUGGCCCCAGGUGGGGGAGAUGCUGAGUUGGCAGUUUCUGUCAGCUGCUGGGAGGGGCUUAGACACACAUCAGCUGGACACGAUCGCACAGAAACUGUUUGGAAAGCAGCAGAGCUACGACAAAUGCACCCUCUCCUGGGCCAGGUUCAGCAAGGAAAAUGUCCCAGAUAACAGCUUCUCGCUCUGGGUGUGGUUGGACGGUAUCCUUUGCCUGGUGAAGGCCUACCUGGCCGAUCUGUGGAAAGAUGGCUCUGUGAUGGGGUUCAUUAGUAAGGGAAGGGAGAGAACCCUGCUGAAGAAGAAGAUGGACGGGACCUUUCUGCUGAGAUUCAGUGAGAGUAUUAAAGAUGGAGGAAUCACAUUCAGCUGGGUGGAAUCAGAUCUGAGGGUAGGUAAAAGGGACGUGCGGAGUGUUCAGCCCUUUACCAAAACAGAUAUGACUCAGAUCCCAUUUGUCGAGAUCAUUCGAAACUUCCAGAUCCUGGAGGUUGGGAACGUUCCAGAAAACCCGCUGCGUUACCUUUACCCUGACAUUCCCAAAGACACGGCCUUUGGGAAAUACUACGAGGAGGGGAGCGGAGAGGACAGUCCGUACAUCAAAUACAUCAAGACCAAGUUGAUGUUUGUGUCAGAGAGCGGGGCUGAGGGCAACCUCUUGCAGCCAAUGAACAGUCUGUGUUCGCAGCACUGCGAUGAGGUCACCGCUCCAGUGGAGCCUCUGUCGAGCUGCAUGGAUAAGGUGUUGUUAAAUGAUGACGGGGAUCUGCCUCUGCCUCUGCUGAGCGCUGGGGCUCCAGCCAGUCCAGACAUAGCAAUGGAUGACGACCUGCUGCAAAGGUUUCUCAGUGACCCAAACAUGCUGGAGGGGUUGGACCUGACAGAAGACACUAGCUUUGCUGAGCUUAUCCUUAGUCCCUAAGUGCUUGCGCUGCUUACAGUGGUCAUCGGUGUAUGUGGCCAUGAUUUACUUAAACCACAACACACAUUUAAUAACCCCCAAAAGUCAUAUUUAAAUCCACACACUAUCAAACUAGCUGAAUAAACCAGCAUCACUGGUGGAAAAUAAAGCCCUUAAGCCUGGUUUUUGCCAGAUAUGCACAUUUUUUAAAUGUUUAAUUUGUUUGCUGAAUGUAUUGCCAAUCUUUAAUAAUUACUAGUGGAGAGGAAUAGGUUGACCCUUUAGUUGGGGUGACACCAAAACAAUGUGCACAGACAAUUAAGUCCUAUUUAAUUUAUUGAUGAAUCGCUAGUUACUUGUCCCAAGGCACUUAAGAUUUUUGUCUUAAAUAAUUGGAGUGACAGUUGUGGUUCUCACCAGCCAAGUGUUACUUCUUGGUCGUUUUCCCCUAGACUGAAUUUCACUGGAUUCGGACAGCAUCCAUCACUCUAAUGUAAAGGGUGUUUUGGAGCAUCAUUUUCAAUUUAAUUGGAAGGGGAUGGUAAUUUACAAGGAGCUGGUAGCUUGGUGUCACCAGACACGUGUUUAAUUAGCAAGUAGUAAUCCCAGCUGAGCUGUGAGCAAUAGGAGGACAGAGCCAGGAUCCAGUAUUCUGUAUUCUGAUCAUGCAGCUAUAACACUGGCUGACCAAGCGCUUUUUCACAGGGAGUUUCCAGACUAUAAUCCCAGUGAAAAUGUAGUUUAGGUAUAGUCUUAGAGUCAGGGUAUUCACUGCACAUGUAAACAUUAAAGACAUCACAUGAAUUAAAUGCCAUUACAUCUUGCAUAAUCAUUCUGCUUAUAUCUCAGUUUUGUUAUAGAAGUUUGUUGGUUACAUGACUGGACACUGGCUGCUAUGAUGUUGAAAAGCAGUUACAUUUCUAGCUUGUAAGUGCACGGAUCUGUUUGUCCUGUUUACCUUUGAAAGCAGUUGGAACGUAAGUGUAGAUUGUGACUUGUAUUUUCUUCUCUAUGUAAAUAAAGUCUCCCUUGUAGAAUGUA